Paramuricea clavata is the source of this 539-nucleotide messenger RNA. The record is from the annotation of a GenBank genome assembly. NCBI's taxonomy places the organism in Eukaryota, Metazoa, Cnidaria, Anthozoa, Malacalcyonacea, Plexauridae.
AUGGUUCCUCACGCUGAGUACAACGUUCCUCACGCUGAAGACAACGUUCCUCUCGCUCAGGACAAGGUUCCUCACGCUGACGACGAGGAUCCUCACGCUGAAAACAAGGUUCUUUAGUUUGAGGAAAAAGUUCUUCACGCUGAGGUCAAGGUUCCCACGCUGAGGAGAAGGUUCCUCGCGCUGAGGACAAGGUCUCUCACCCUGAGGACAACGUUCCUCACGCUUUGGACAAGGUACCUCACCCUGAGGACAGGUUUCCUCACGCUGAGGACAAGAUUCCUCACCCUGAGGACAAGGUUGCUCACGCUGAGAACAAGGUUCCUCACUCUGAGGACAAUGUCCCUCACCCUGUGGACCACGUUCCUCACGCUUUGGACAAGGUUCCUCACGCUGAGGACAAGGUUCCUCACGGUGAGGACAAGGUUUCUCACGCUGAGGACAACGUCCCUCACGCUGAGGACAACGUUCUUUACGCUAAGGGCAAGGCGCCUCUCGCUGGGACAAGGUUCCUCACGCUGACGACAAGGUCCUCUCGCUGA